Molecule: messenger RNA, 1645 nt
Organism: Carlito syrichta (Philippine tarsier)
Lineage: Eukaryota; Metazoa; Chordata; Mammalia; Primates; Tarsiidae
Product: AP-3 complex subunit sigma-2
Exons: 9
Coding region: 195-1091 (298 amino acids)
Biological process (GO): Golgi to vacuole transport; intracellular protein transport; negative regulation of actin nucleation
Cellular component (GO): intracellular membrane-bounded organelle; AP-3 adaptor complex; membrane coat
Source: RefSeq, a predicted model, not a curated record
GGAAUGGUGUCCUGCUGGAGGGAGAACUCGUCGAUGUAUCUCGGCACAGCAUCACGGAUGCCCAUGGCAGGAAGGAGCGCUACUAUGUGCUGUAUAUCCAGCCCAGCUGCAUCCAUCGCCGUAAAUUUGACACCAAGGGAAAUGAAAUCGAGCCAAACUUCAGCGCCACCAGGAAGGUGAACACGGGCUUCCUCAUGUCAUCCUAUAGGGUAGAGGCCAAGGGGGACACCGACAGACUCACACCCGAGACACUGAAGGAGCUGGUCAAUAAGCCUGAGCUGCUGGUGCUGACAGAGAGCCUCACGCCCGCCCAGACGGUGGCCUUCUGGGUGCCUGAGUCAGAGAUGGAAGCAAUGGAGCUUGAGCUGGGGGCCGGGGUGCGGCUGAAGACCCGAGGAGACGGCCCCUUUCUGGAUUCACUGGCCAAACUCGAGGCUGGAACAGUGACCAAGUGUAAUUUCGCCGGUGACAGGAAGGCAGGGGCAUCCUGGGCAGACAACAUCAUGGCCCAGAAGUCUUCUGAGGGGGCCGCAGCUGAGACCCGAGAGCAGGGGGAUGGGGCAGAGGACGAGGAAUGGCCAGAAGAAAUCCAACAGCAGAUUGUUCGAGAGACUUUCCAUCUAGUCCUCAAGCGGGAUGACAACAUCUGUAACUUCUUGGAGGGUGGAAGUUUGAUUGGUGGCUCUGACUACAAACUGAUUUACCGGCACUAUGCAACCCUCUACUUUGUGUUUUGUGUGGAUUCAUCAGAAAGCGAACUUGGGAUCUUGGACCUCAUCCAGGUUUUUGUGGAGACUCUGGAUAAGUGUUUCGAAAAUGUGUGUGAAUUGGAUUUGAUCUUCCAUAUGGAUAAGGUGCACUACAUUCUCCAGGAGGUGGUGAUGGGUGGGAUGGUGCUAGAAACCAACAUGAAUGAGAUCGUGGCUCAGAUGGAAGCUCAAAACAGGCUAGAGAAAUCUGAGGGUGGCCUCUCAGCAGCCCCUGCACGGGCUGUAUCUGCUGUGAAAAACAUCAAUCUGCCUGAGAUUCCUCGGAACAUCAACAUUGGUGAUCUCAACAUCAAGGUUCCCAACUUGUCCCAGUUUGUCUGAGGGCUGAGGAUUGGGCUGAACUGGAGUUCUUAAAACAAGAAAAGCUCAACAAGUCUGGAUAACAGAACCCAUUUUGAGCCUUAGAAGAGUCAAGCCUUGGGACCUGGAACCUUUCUGCCUGGGGAAGCCAGUUUGGCCUGGAAUGGGAAGGGAUUCGUAUUGACACUGCUCGGGUGUGCUCAGUUCUUACAUGUGCAGCCAUGCAGUUCCCUGAUGCACGUGGCCACUGCAGAUGGGUGGGGCCCUGCCUUCCUCAGUGGGGGAUCUGUGUGCCCAAGGCACUCACACCGUUACUUCUCACACAGCAGCUCCCAGGGGUUGGGGACUGUUGAGCAGGCCCACCAGCUUCCCACUAGGACUGAACACAUUCUCUGACUCAAGUCUUCAUCCUUAGCGCCACAGGCUCCUGAGGGCCUGCAGCAUCUACUUGUUGGUGAGGUGCCAUAGGUAGGAAAGGGCUGGCCCUUCAGAUUUGCGGGUGUGGCAGGUUGCACAUAAGUGCAGGACUUUGUGAAAACCAGAGUCACCUGCUCACUCUACUGAGAUUGCUAUAC